UCCGAGCUAAACAACUUACAAAUCCAUAGUGAUUAUAUUCUCUUUGUACAAAUCCUCAGUAGGUACAAAUCUAUCAUGUCGUAAUCUGUUCAGAAAUCCAGCAACAGACGUUCAUAAAUUAUACAAUAUGUGAUACAGGAUGUCAAAAUGCCGCAAAGUAAAGAACCCUUGCAAGAUCUGCCUUCGUCCGGUCACAAGAAAGACAGGAUUGCAGUGCGAAGGCGCCUGUGAAUCGUGGGUCCAUUACGAAUGCCUGAACUACACUCCGGGUAAAAUCCAGGACAUUAAGAGGAAGGUCAUCAGAGUAUCAUGCCCGUGCCCAGAUUGUAAAUCCACCUUGCCGAAGGAACAUAGAGCCGAUGAGCCCUACACCUGUACAAAUCCGAAAUGUCCAGCAAAUCACCCAGCGCGAUGCAGGAACAAGGAAUGUCCUUUAGGGUAUAUUCCGGAUGAGAAGUCAGGGUGUUCUUUAUCCCAAUGUGGUACUAGUUGCAAGCAAAACGUUUCGCUGACCCGAAAAGACCCUCGCAUAACCAAUUCCGAAGUAUUUCAGACAAAGGAAGGAAAAGACGCUUGCACAGGUUCCUGUUCAUCCUCUCGUUCCUCAACCAGGGAUAUACCUGGUGAUCAUCCAGCAGGGAUCGAAGACAUGUGCGUCGCAGUUGGCCAGCUGACAUGCCAAAUAACCGACCUGAUGAAUAAAAUGAAGAUGGUCUUGGAGUGUUCCCAAGGUAGAAAGCCACAGUUUCAGCCGUGCCAUUGCCCAGGGAAUCCCUGUCGCAAAUGACUUGAAACAGUUCUGGAGAUUUCUAAAAAUAUGCCGUUCCAGCCUAUCCAUAUCCUAUAUCCAUAGUGGCUAACACAAUAGACGAUUCUGAAGAGUUCAAGAGAAAGAUACAAUUUCAGCCUUUUCAUUGCUCAAGAAACCCAUUUCCCAAACCAAAUAUUCCUUAAGAUAGAAUGGUACGGUUCCGGCCAUGCCAUUAAAACAAAAUAAAGGUUCUAUAGUUGCAAAGAAAGACACGGUUAAAGCCUUUAUUAUCACAAAAUAAACGUUCUGGAGAGUUCCAUAGAAAUUAAGACGCAUCUUCAUGCCUAGGAAACCCAUGUCGCAAAUAAAA
Molecule: messenger RNA, 1121 nt
Organism: Aricia agestis (brown argus)
Lineage: Eukaryota; Metazoa; Arthropoda; Insecta; Lepidoptera; Lycaenidae
Exons: 1
Coding region: 140-787 (215 amino acids)
Source: RefSeq, a predicted model, not a curated record